AUGGAGGAGGCCACCAUUCUCGACUGUCACUUGUCACAUAUGUUUCAAAAGAAAUUUGACCUCGACUAUUUCACUUCUGCAACAGAAGUAAUGAAAGAAAUAAGAAAUGUACAGGCAGCGGAAGGCCCAGCUAACUUGACGGUCGGUCUAGCAAGUGCUCAAAUUGCUCUGAACAAUGGUCGUGCUGACGGGACACGAACCAAUGCCAAAUCGCUUAUUCUCUUAUGUGUGACUGACUAC
Molecule: messenger RNA, 240 nt
Organism: Strongylus vulgaris
Lineage: Eukaryota; Metazoa; Nematoda; Chromadorea; Rhabditida; Strongylidae
Source: the annotation of a GenBank genome assembly